CGACCGAGCGCUUAGCCAGGCCAAGACUUCGCCAUGCAGGAAGCGCCAGCAGCACUGCCCACAGAACCGGUCCCCAGCCCCGUGCCUGCCUUCCUCAGCAAGCUAUGGGCCCUGGUGGGCGACCCUAGCACCGACCACCUGAUCCGCUGGAGCCCGAGCGGGACCAGUUUCCUUGUAAGCGACCAGAGCGGCUUUGCCAAGGAAGUGCUGCCCAAGUACUUCAAGCACAGCAACAUGGCUAGCUUUGUCCGACAACUCAAUAUGUAUGGUUUUCGGAAGGUGGUGAGCAUCGAGCAGGGAGGCCUGCUCAGACCCGAGCGAGACCACGUCGAGUUCCAGCACCCGAGCUUUGUGCAAGGCUGUGAGCAACUACUGGAACGCGUGCGACGCAAGGUGCCUGCGCUGCACAGGGAUGACAGCCGCUGGCGCCCGGAGGACCUGAGCCGGCUGCUGGGCGAUGUGCAAGCUUUGCGGGGAGUGCAGGAGAGCACUGAGGCUCGGCUGCGGGAGCUCAGGCAGCAAAAUGAGACCUUAUGGAGGGAGGUGGUGACACUGCGGCAGAGCCAUGGUCAGCAGCAUCGAGUUAUUGGCAAGCUGAUCCAGUGUCUCUUUGGGCCACUUCAGACUGGGUCCAGCAGUGUAGGAGCUAAGAGAAAGCUGUCCUUGAUGCUGGAUGAGGGGAGCUCAUGCCCAACACUAACCAAAUUCAAUGCAUGCCCCCUACCUGGUGCCCUCCUGCAGGACCCCUACUUUAUCCAGUCGCCUCUCCCAGAGACCACCUUGGGUCUCAGCAAUCCUUAUAGGGCCAGGGGCCCCAUCAUCUCUGACAUCCCAGAAGACUCUCCAUCCCCUGAAGGGACCAGGCUUUCUCCCUCCAGGAGGGAGAAGGGCACGGCAUUGCUCAAAGAAGAGCCGGCCAGCCCAGCAGGGGACAGCCAGGCCAGGCUGGCCCUGGCUCCAAAUGAGUGUGAAUUCUGCGAGACAGCCCCCCCCCCACUGCCUGUGUCUGUGGUGCAGGCCAUCCUGGAAGGAAAAGGGAGCUUCAGCCCUGAAGGGCCCAGGAGUGCUCAACAGCCUGAAACAAGGGGUCUCAGGGAGGUACCUGACAGGGAGCCUCUGGGCCUGGAGAGUAGAGGCCAGAGUCCAGAGAGUCUGCUGCCUCCAGUGCUACUUCAGCCCCCCCCUGAAAGUGUGGAUAUGAGUGUACCUUCAGCAGUGCAUGGGGCUGUGCAGCCUGGGAAGGGCACCAUUGACCUGGAGCUCCCCCAGAUGCUGGGACCCAGCCUCCAAGGGCAGGAGUGGACCCUGAUGGACUUGGACAUGGAGCUGUCUCUGAUGCAGCCUUUGGUUCCAGAGAAGGGUGAGACUGAGCUGGUGGUCAAGGGGUUAAAUUCUCCAGGCCCAGGGAAGGACUCCAAUCUUGGGGCACCACUUCUGCUGGACGUCCAAGCGGCUUUGGGAGGCCCAGUUCUCAGCCUGCCUGGAGCUUUAACCAUUUACAGUACCCCUGAGAGCCGGGCCUCCUAUCUGGGUCCUGGGGCUGAUCCCUUCCCCUGAGAUUCUCCAGUCUGAAGCCAGCUCAACUUCCUGUCGCCCCCUGGCGGAGGCUGA
Molossus molossus (Pallas's mastiff bat) is the source of this 1611-nucleotide messenger RNA. It is a transcript of the gene HSF4, whose product is annotated as heat shock transcription factor 4. Gene Ontology annotation, molecular function: death receptor binding; sequence-specific DNA binding; DNA-binding transcription factor activity. The record is from RefSeq and is a predicted model, not a curated record. The transcript is spliced from 12 exons. NCBI's taxonomy places the organism in Eukaryota, Metazoa, Chordata, Mammalia, Chiroptera, Molossidae. Gene Ontology annotation, biological process: negative regulation of release of cytochrome c from mitochondria; negative regulation of intrinsic apoptotic signaling pathway; regulation of DNA-templated transcription. Bases 34 to 1557 code for a protein of 507 amino acids. Gene Ontology annotation, cellular component: mitochondrion.